GCUCUAGGCUGAGGACGGGCACCAUGGUGCGCCCCACCAGAAAUAAAAAACCAGUCAAUUACUCACAGUUUGAGGACUCUGGUGGUGACUCUGAUGAUGAUUUUAUUUCGACAACCAUGCCUAGAAACAAGAAGUCUAAAACCAUGCCAAAGGAGGUAAAGCAAGACAAACCAAAACCUAACUUGAAGAAUCUUCCAAAAGAAGACAUCCUGCCAGCGAAAGCCCCUAAAAAAAGGAUGGCUUUAGAUGACAAGAUUUUCCAACGAGGCCUAGAAGUUGCCCUGGCUUUAUCCGUGAAGGAACUUCCAGCAGUCACCAACCAAAUGCAGACUUCUCAAGAGAAAAGUGCUGACAACCAAGGUGAUGGAAAAACAAAAGUAACGGAUAAGUCUCCUCCUGUGUCUAACUGCAGUGCAACCAGUGAUAAUUCAGAAGAUGUGGACAAGAUCGUGGAGGAGGGGGAUGCCGGCAGUGUGGACGGGGAGAAAAGAAUAACAUCUAAAGCUGAGGCCCAGCGGAGGAGGGGCCUUUCGGAAAGCAGUGAUGGCAGCAGUGCUAAUGACACUGAGCCGGACAGUGCAGCUGGUGAAGACUCAGAAAGUGAUUCUAAUUUUGAUGAGAGUGAAGAAAGUGAUGAAGGCUUUGCAGCGAGAAAAAGUAAAGUUAAAGAAACAAAGAAGAAAGCAGUGCAGAGAAAACCUGCAGUGGACAAAGAAAAGAAAUCAAAACACAAAUGUGAGGAGGCAUCAGAAGAUGUGGCUCCAGCUGCCGUCAAGUCAGGAUCUCCGUCCUUACCCCAGGCAGUUGGUCUUUCUUCUGAGCCCACUAGGAAACCAGCAGAAAUGUGCAGCCCUUCAGCUAAAGCCAAGAGACCCAAAUGGGUCCCACCAGCCGCCUCUGGGAGCAGAAGCUCCAGCAGCAGCCCACUGGCAGGAGCACCCACCAAGUCCCCGAAUCAGAGCCUCCGUCUGGGCCUCUCCCGACUAGCCCCAGUUAAGCGUUUGCACCCAAAUGUCACAAGUAGCCAAGUGCGGUAGCAGUAAAGGACCUGUGGGACCCUCAGUCCUGCAAGCCGGUUGUUGGAUUCAACUUGCACA
Messenger RNA from Phodopus roborovskii (desert hamster), 1097 nucleotides. RefSeq names its product RAD51 associated protein 1 (gene Rad51ap1). Gene Ontology annotation, molecular function: single-stranded DNA binding; double-stranded DNA binding. The record is from RefSeq and is a predicted model, not a curated record. Gene Ontology annotation, biological process: interstrand cross-link repair; double-strand break repair via homologous recombination. NCBI's taxonomy places the organism in Eukaryota, Metazoa, Chordata, Mammalia, Rodentia, Cricetidae. The transcript has 9 exons. Bases 24 to 1037 code for a protein of 337 amino acids.